GCCAAAAGUCCUCCUACGACGUGUUGGAAGCGUACGUAUCACACCUCUUCAUUGGCUCCCCCUCACUCCUCUUUUCUCUCGCUCUACGACGCAUCACCCUCGCUGUGCAUCAUGUCCGCUUCCGCCGCCGCGGCGAAGGUCGCCCCGAAGACGCUGAAUCAGUUCCGCAACUUCUCCUACAUUGUGGUCGCCUGGUUCGGCUUCAACAAAGGAUUCCGUGAGAAGUCCGCCAACGACGCCGAAUGGGUCGUACAUCAGCAAAAAGUGCGCCAGCAGAACGUGGAGCGCUACCAGGCCACCCACGCCCUGGCUGAGGCGAAGCGGGAUGCGGAGUUGGAGAAGACGGUGCCGGCGAUGGUGCCGGAGGCGAUGCAUGACCUCUACAAGGAUAUGGAGAAGGCCAUGCAGUAG
This is a messenger RNA of Leptomonas pyrrhocoris, 411 nucleotides long. RefSeq lists its product as hypothetical. The record is from RefSeq and is a predicted model, not a curated record. The transcript has a single exon. Bases 112 to 411 code for a protein of 99 amino acids. NCBI's taxonomy places the organism in Eukaryota, Euglenozoa, Kinetoplastea, Trypanosomatida, Trypanosomatidae.